ACAUUUUCUGACAGCACUUCAUUUUGACAUGUUUACGUUAUUUUUGUUGUUGUUGUUGACGGUGUUUUGAUUCAACAAAUUUUUUGGAAAAAAGACUUGGAAAGAGACCAAAAUGCCCAGGUCAUUAUCAAAAGAUAUCAGAGCGAAGACGUUUCUGCAAUUGGGAAGCAAGUACACCAGAGAAAAGGGUGGUUCAACGUCGCCGUAUGUAAAAUUGAGACGUUUCAAAAAUCUCUUCGAAGUUACACCGGAGGUGUGUUUGGUAAUUUGGAACAAGAUAUGUGAUAAACUGCCAGACGAUUUCAAGCCGAUCCACCUACUGUGGACCUUGGCGUUCCUGAAGCAUUACACAAAUGAGCGUGAGAGACAAACAACUUUCAAAGCUGACCAAAAAACGAUGAGAAAAUGGAUUUGGGUUGCUCUUGAUCUUCUGUCUGAUUUGGAUGUGAUUGUCUGGGAAAACCGAAAACAAAAAUCAGUUGGCGGACAAACAGCAUUUUGCUCACUAGAUUCCAUUGACCUCAAAAUAAGAGACCAAAACCCGUCCAGCCCAAAAUGGUACAGCCACAAACUCAAAGCACCCGGACUGCGAUACGAAAUCGGUAUCAGCAUUCAAACCGGUCACAUUGUCUGGAAAAAUACGGGAUAUCCGUGCGGUGACUCGUCUGAGACUGCACUUGCACGCGAAUCAUACACCCUCUGUGUCGAGCCCGGCGAAAAAACGUUCGCGAAAAAGUCAUAUCGCAACGAACAGUUUUUCAUUUUACCGAAUCCAAACAAUAAAACCGAACAUGAACGCAUUAUGGCUCGCCACCUCGAACUUACUCAACGACUAAAGCGAUUCGCAUCGUUGAAGCAACCCUUCCGCCACGAUCUCGAAAAGCACACCACUGUUUUCAAUGCUGUGAUUAAUGUCAUCCAGCUGAUGCUGGAAAAUGGGGAUCCCCUCCGUGAUGUGGAUUACUCUACACAAUUGGAGAAACCGGAAAACGGUCACCCGUCAGCAGAAGAAGUGUUGAUUAAGACUGAGCCAGCAGAUGACAUCCAAUCCACUGAUCCCCUUGACACGAAUUAUGACGCCAGCAUUUGUAGUAUAAAGAUCGAACCAGUUAAUCAAGUACAUUCAGAAUGCAUCAAGUCAGAAAUUACGCUCUGCGAUUAUGAAUGCAUCCCUUCAACGGGUUUGUGUUCGCUAACACAACAGAACAAUAUCAACCAAACGUUUGGUUGAGAUGCACAGACACAUUAUCCAAACGGCAACGUCUCCUCUUGCUCACAUUUUACCAUCAUUCGGGUUCAUUAAAUUGUCGUUUAAUUUUGUCAUUUAGUGGAAUUUGCAUUUUUGACGGAGAAAAUCCGUACACCCCUGAUACAUGUGUGGUUCGAUUCAUUCAGCCAGAUCCACGUAAGUUCUCACAAACCCAAAAUGUUUUUCAUUCGACAACUAUGUGAGGCAGAUGACAUUCGUAAACAACAUUUUUGUAGUGGAGCACACAAAGAAGCCAGAGCUGCUGGAAACUGAAAUCAAAUUUGAUCAGAAUUGAAUGAGUGAUAAAAUGUCCAUUUGGCGUUGAUGUAAUUACAAAAAAUGUUUACCGAA
Molecule: messenger RNA, 1600 nt
Organism: Bradysia coprophila
Lineage: Eukaryota; Metazoa; Arthropoda; Insecta; Diptera; Sciaridae
Source: RefSeq, a predicted model, not a curated record